AUGCCGAAGAUUCCUCGGGCAACUGUUCGGACGAGUUUUCUGGCCUGGGCUGCCAUCACUUUGGCGUUUGCAUGGACAGGCAGCCCUUUACCUUGGCGCAUUCUUCCAGGCCAUGUUCAUGGAGACUCCGAGCCUGCUCCGGUGGAGUUCUCUCGGAACAGGGAUAAUCCCUUCAUAGAUGCCGUGGCGGGCACCAUCUGUGCUGGCAUCGCUUUUACCCUUCUGUGGUUAAAUGAAGGCCAUGCGGUUAGGAUCGAGCAGCUGCUUGAUUUGGUGCGCCGCCGCGUCAUCGAGAUCGGGCCUACUGCUGUCCCCGGAAACCAGAGGCAGCUGGUAUAUCUGCAGGGGGACGCGACAUCAGCAGACCAGUUGGUGCUGUCAGAAUGGGCAAACAUCUCCGCUCCUGCCAACUCCGCCAAGCUCAGGGCGCAAGCCUUCAUGUACCAAUGGGAGCAGGAGAAGGACGACCAGAGUGUGAAGUACAAGAAAGUUUGGAAGAACCACCGGAUCAACUCGGACCGGUUUCAAUAUUCUGGACAUCACAACCCAGUUUUCCCAGUGGCUCCGACUUGCAUGAAGUUGGCCAAGGUGGCCGUGGGAGACUUUGUCCUGUCCAAGAAGAUGCUGGGAAAGCUCCAGAACUACCAGCCCUGCGAAAUCAGCAAUGCGGCCAUUCAAGCGAUCAACGCCAACCCACGGAUGAGUCGCUACGGAGUGGGACAGCUCCAGGAUUUCUCCCCCUCCUGGUUUCAGUCGCAGAAGCCGGCGGUCUUCUUCCCCAUUGACGCCGCGAACUCCCUCGCGAACCCAGGGAUUGGCGACCUGAUUCUCAUCUUCGAGUACGUGCCCUGCGGGCCCGUGAGCCUCCUGGGGGUGCAGGUGCCCUUCGAAGCCGUGCAUGCGGGUCAGAUCUUGGUCCCCGGCAUCCGAUGCCACGUCUCCGGGAAGGCGGCCGAGAUCUGCGAGGUGACGCCUCCGCCCAGGCCGAUCAAGGUCCACUUCACCGAGCGAGCAAUGGGAGCAGACACCGAUUUCUUCGAAGUCAGCGAUGUGCAGUGCACCGAUGCCCCGGAUCCCUGGGAAGUGGGGCCCAACCAUUGGACCUUCGUUCCACUGCAAUUCAAUCAGAGCAAGACCGAGCGAUCUGCGUGGGUAAGAGCCAACACCACCACGACGAACAUCGCAGACGAGAUGGGGCAGACCCUGUUGGGCGCGAGCGAGGAUGACAUAUACAUCGAGGACGACCGAUCGAUCAGUUUGCAUCUCCAGCACGGGGUGGACCAGAUGUUUCAUGCCCGGCACUAG
Molecule: messenger RNA, 1305 nt
Organism: Symbiodinium sp. CCMP2592
Lineage: Eukaryota; Dinophyceae; Suessiales; Symbiodiniaceae
Source: the annotation of a GenBank genome assembly